GUUCAAUUGAUUCAUUUAGUUGGUGGUGUUUAGAUGGAUUAAUUUCUCUUCAAUCUUUUUCAAAUUGUUUCCACAAAAAACAAAAACAAAAUGCAUUCAGCUAGUGCUAUAUUAGCACAAUCAACUAUUCGUUCUGAAUCGAAUGUAUCGAAAAUUAUUCAUCCAUAUUGGCAACAUAAUUGUAAUCUGGAUUCAUUUCGUCAUGUUUCAUUUGUUCAAUAUUUAUUGAAUAUUUUAUCCGGAAAUCAUUCACAUCAAAAGAUUAUUGAAUAUGAAACAAAAAAAAUCUGUACAUAUGAAAAUCUUGGUCGUUAUAUUCGAAAAACAGCUACAAUAUUGAAGAAAAUAAUUCCCACCGGUGAAUUUGUCGUAUUUAUUGGUCAAAAUUCAUUUGAAUAUUUGGCUCUAUAUUUUGGCGCCAUUUGUAUAGGGGCAAUACCGAUGAAUCUACCGUAUGAUAACAUUUCAUUACAAGAUAUUCGAACAUUCAUCAUACAACAUAAUGUACAAUAUUUAGUGCUAAAUAUUGAUCAUAGUAAUGAAUUUAAUUUGGUUAUCAUUCGAAAAUUGUUAAAUUCUAUUGCACAAAUCAAGAAAAUUUUUCUCUAUGGCUAUUUGAACACCAACAACGAUUUAAUUGAUGAUGAAAAAAUUAUUUAUUUGGGUGAUUGGCUAAAUUCAGAUUCGAAUGAAAUUGAUCAAUUGUUCAAACCGAUAAAUGUUGUCACCGUACCAUGUUUAGCACUCAACUCUAAUGGUACACAUCAAUGGCCACCAAGGCUUUUUCUUCAUAAUCAUUUUUCAUUAAUUGCAACAUGCGAAAUGUUAGCCGAUGGUCGAAUUUUUGAAUUUCGUUCCAUUGAUAAAUUAUUAGUUUAUGGAUCGUUUGAACAUUUAGAAAAUCUACUCAUGUUUAUAUCGGCUAUUGUUAAUGGAUGUAGUUUUAUAUUAGUUCCUGGUUAUGAUUAUGUUCACAUAAUCGAUGCUAUCGUUCGAUAUCGAAUAUAUUCAGCAAUUUUACCAUCUAAUUUUUUGAUUAAAUUACUUAAAGAUACUGGUCAUAAUGUUAUUCUUGAAAAUUUAAUAAAAAUUAUUUCGUUUGGUGGAAAAAUAUCAUCAAUUUUAUGUCAAAAUUUUUUUCAUCGUUUUCCAAAUGUUCGUUCAAUUCGUCAUUGUUAUAUUAUGGCUGAAACACCAUGUCCUAUAACAAUGUUGAUACGUAAUUCGAAUGACUAUGAUUCGGCUGGAUUUCCGUUGCCAAAUACUCAAAUCAAAAUUCAUAGCCUGGUCGAUUAUGAUGAUGAAAUGUUAGAAGCAAAUUGUUGUGGUUUAAUUGCUGUUGGACGUGAACAAAAUAUGUUUGCCAUCGGUUAUAUUAGCAACAAUAGCUCUCGUAUAAUCGAAUUAAAUUUUCAACAUCUAACUGAUCAUUCAAAAGCAGAUAAACACCAUUUUCAUCGUCAACGAUGGUUAAUUACACAGGACAUGGGUUUCUAUGAUGAAAAUGGAUUAAUAUAUCUACAUGGACAAUAUCGAAAUUCAUCAAGUGAACUAAAUUCAAUCGUUCAACAAUCUCGAAUCGAAACCUAUUUACUUAAUCAUCCAUUGAUCGCUGAAGCAUAUGUCAUUGAAACCGAUACAUCAUCAAAAAAAUGUGCCGCAUUAGUAUCAUUAAAAUUUGUCAAUACAUAUCUAACACCGGAACUUAAUCAACAGAUCGCUAAUUAUAUCAAAGAAAAUGUUGCUGAUUUAGAUGAAUUCUUUCUGUUUGUUCGAUAUAAUCUACCAAAAACAAAUUGUGGUCGUUACAUCGAUAGCCUUAUACGUAAAGAGAUAUUUAAUCUUAUCAAUUUGGAAAAGAAAUUUUAAUCAUAUCAAGAUCAUCAACAAAAAAAAAAUGCGAAAAUUUCCUUAAAUUUGUAAAUAUCAAUA
Dermatophagoides pteronyssinus (European house dust mite) is the source of this 1932-nucleotide messenger RNA. RefSeq lists its product as uncharacterized. Lineage: Eukaryota; Metazoa; Arthropoda; Arachnida; Sarcoptiformes; Pyroglyphidae. The record is from RefSeq and is a predicted model, not a curated record. Gene Ontology annotation, molecular function: CoA-ligase activity.